AUGGAAUUGUGCAAACUUAAGGAAGAAGCUCACAAGAUCUGUCAACCAACCUGCGUUGGUUAUUUGUCCGCCUACGAUGCUUGCUCAAAGCGUAUCGAGAAGUUGGUUGAUGACGAAAAGGCAAACUGUUUGGGUCAAUAUUUGGAAUAUAUCCAAUGUUUAGAUAAAUGUAAUUAUAAAAUGGUAGUAUUAGUAUAA
Molecule: messenger RNA, 198 nt
Organism: Heterostelium album PN500
Lineage: Eukaryota; Evosea; Eumycetozoa; Acytosteliales; Acytosteliaceae
Gene: uqcrh
Product: ubiquinol-cytochrome-c reductase hinge protein
Exons: 2
Coding region: 1-198 (65 amino acids)
Biological process (GO): mitochondrial electron transport, ubiquinol to cytochrome c
Source: RefSeq, a predicted model, not a curated record